Molecule: messenger RNA, 1059 nt
Organism: Chrysochloris asiatica (Cape golden mole)
Lineage: Eukaryota; Metazoa; Chordata; Mammalia; Afrosoricida; Chrysochloridae
Gene: ZNF391
Product: zinc finger protein 391
Biological process (GO): regulation of transcription by RNA polymerase II
Molecular function (GO): DNA-binding transcription factor activity, RNA polymerase II-specific; RNA polymerase II cis-regulatory region sequence-specific DNA binding
Source: RefSeq, a predicted model, not a curated record
AUGGAAAAUCUAAGAGGUAAUAUGAAUGAAGACACUUGUAAAAGUGAAGGCCAGUUAUCAAGGCAUACACAAAGCCCUACACAGAAGAAAUCCUCUUUUGAGAAAACAGAGAUAAAAACAAUGUCAGUGACCCUUAAGGAAAUUUCUCCUGGAGAGAGAGGUCCUGAAUCCAAUGAAUUUAGUCUGAACUCCAACCUUGAUACACAACAAAAAAUCUCAAAGGGAGACAGAUCACCCACAUUUAGGAAAAACUCCAAAGAUAAUUCAGACUUAAAACAUCAGAAAUUCUGCCCACAAAAGAAACCUUGUAAAUUCAAUGGAUGUAGAAACGCCUUUAGAUAUGAGUCAGACCUUAUUAUACACAGUAGAAUUCAUGAUGGGGAAAAGCCUUUUGAAUGCAAAGAAUGUGGGAAAACCUUUAGUCGAAGUACACACCUUAUUGAACAUCAAAGAACUCACACUGGAGAGAAACCUUAUGAAUGCAGUGAAUGUGGAAAAGCUUUUAGCCGGAGUACACACCUUAGUCUGCAUCAAAGAAUCCAUACUGGAGAGAAACCUUAUAAAUGUAGUGAAUGUGGAAAAACCUUUAGUCGGAGCACUAACCUUAGUCAACAUCACAGAACUCAUACUCAAGAAAAACCCUACAAAUGUAAUGAAUGUGGGAAAUCCUUCAGUGACCGUUCAACCAUAAUUCAGCAUCAACGAAUACACACUGGAGAGAAUCCCUAUGAAUGCAGUGAAUGUGGAAAAACUUUCAGUUGGAUCUCAUCACUUAUUGAACAUCAGAGAACACACACUGGAGAGAACCCCUAUGAAUGCAGUAACUGUGGGAAAGUAUUCAGUAGAAGCUCAUCCCUUACUGAACAUCAGAGAAUCCACACUGGAGAAAAGCCCCAUAAAUGCAGAGAGUGUGGCAAGGGUUUCAGUCGGAGCUCAUCCCUUAUUAUUCAUCAGAGAACUCAUACUGGAGAGAAACCUUACAAAUGUAAUGACUGUGGGAAAGCCUUCAGCCAGAGUUCCACUCUAAUCAGACAUCAGCAACUUCACACUAAAGAGUAA